AUGCUGCGCUUCCUCGGCCCUCUCCUCCUCGGCCCUCUCCUCCUCGGCCCUCUCCUCCUCGGCCCUCUCCUCCUCAGCCCUCUCCUCCUCGCCCCCGCCGCCGGGGAGGCUCCGGACUCGGUCGGCAUGUGGGAGCAGAUCAGGGAAGGGGUCAGCCAUCGUUUUUACGCCACUGGGGACAACGUGGUGAUCGCAUUCGGCUGCGAGGGCGUGAUGGACGAGCUGAGCCAGAGGUGGCUGGAGCGGAUGAUGGAGGUGUCCUCCCUCGCGUCCCGCUUCGAGGUGGGGCACGCCUACGCCGUCCGGGGACCCGGCGCCGGUCACAUCGGCAUCGAGGAUCUCAUCAACAAUCUGCUGUGGCAAAUGAACGGGGACUUGAUCAUGGUGAUCGCUCACUCAGCCGGCUCGAACGUGUCCAACGACUUCUUCAACACCCUGAGCCAGUGGGACGUCAACGGGGCGACGGACGGGAAGAUCGCCGCGUUCAACCUCGACGGCUACGGCGGGAUCCCGGACGGGACCGUCGCGAAGCUCAAGGCGCUCUGCUGGGUCUGGGCGAGGAUGGCGUCCGGCUUGGAGUCCAUGAACGCCGCAAUAAUGAAGUACCACGCAGAGCUGACCGGCGACGGCUUCGAAGUGGACGCGAGUUCGAGCGGGUGCGUGAACUCGCUCUGCCUGCACGACGCCGUCGUGAACACCCAUCCGUGGAACUCGGAGUACUUCGACGUCCUGCAGGACUACGGGACGUUCGACGAGGAGCACGAGGUCCAGACGCAGUACUUGCAGGCCCUCAUGCCGGUCGGCCCGAAUUCCGCCGUCUCGUGAUGGGUUUUUCGGUAUUUCGUGAUUUUUUUUGCCUGAUUGAUGCUCUCGCUUUUCAGCGUGUAAAAAAUCCAAUAUUUUUCCAUGCAAAUUUAAUUAAUUUUGCGAAAUCUAUAAAUUCGAUGGAAAGGAUCUUCCUUCAGCGGAGC
This is a messenger RNA of Darwinula stevensoni, 971 nucleotides long. The record is from the annotation of a GenBank genome assembly. NCBI's taxonomy places the organism in Eukaryota, Metazoa, Arthropoda, Ostracoda, Podocopida, Darwinulidae.